AUGGACAUCCGAUCAGAGUACUACAAGGCGGAGGGCGAGGCCAUUGUCAUGAAUCGAUUCUACGACGUCGUAAGGAAGCACGGCAUUGCCUCCAGCUGGGUUGGUGGAUAUGUCUUAGCUGAAACGUGUCCUCGACGGACGUUGCAAGCACUGGCCGACGACGACUUGUUCACUAUUGAAGAGCAGAGGAAUUUUGUCUGGCCAGUGGUCAAGCACAUGGCUGAGUUGCAAAUCUUCGCAAAGAAAGCAGAGGACAUCGAGCGGAUCCAUGUUCAUCACACCUUCCACUACAUCAUCCAGACCAUCAAAGAACGUUUUCCAGAAUUACGAGCCUACCCCAGCCACGAAUCGGUCGGACCAAAGAAGAAGCUGAUCUGCUUUGUGGAUGGAUGGCGUCUUGAAGACGCUGAGGAAGAGAUGACAGUAGAACAGCCAAACAUCGGCAAGCAACCCAAAGCAAAGGCCUUGUUAUCCAAGGGGUUUUCAUCGACGGACCAGGCACGAGUUGAAGGCAAGUUGUUCACAAGCAAGAACAGCACUCCACCAGCUCGAACCAACGGCAGUGGUACCUUAGCUCAACCCAAAAAGGAGACCCUGCCUAAACCUGCUGCGCUGUCUAGCAAGCCCGAAACUAUGACCGAUGCUUUUCUUCCAUCUGUCCUUGACCUUCCAACCUCUCCUCUCAAAUGCGAUACUGUCCUCACGACUGUGAAUGCAGAUGACGAGUCGAUUGCGGAGCUUGUCGAUGCCGAAACGGAUAGCGCUACCGAUCCCUUCACAUUCGUAACAAAAGCUUUUGCCAAAAUUGCCUCGAAGACGACUAUGCCCACGAACGCCGCUGCAACAACUAACGAUGAUGACGAAUACGAUGAUUGGGUUGAGGUGAAGAAGGAUGAUUGUCUGGAGAUUUGA
Messenger RNA from Lithohypha guttulata, 912 nucleotides. RefSeq lists its product as uncharacterized. Lineage: Eukaryota; Fungi; Ascomycota; Eurotiomycetes; Chaetothyriales; Trichomeriaceae. The record is from RefSeq and is a predicted model, not a curated record. The transcript has a single exon. The coding region runs from base 1 to 912 and encodes 303 amino acids.